UCCCUUCCUGUUCCAAACCACGUGGACGCGCCUGGGGCUGCGGGGCUGCGGGAGGGAGCCCGGGCCGCCACUGCCGCUGUCGCCGUCGCCGCCGUCGUCGCGAUACCCGCGCCCGUCCAAAGUCGCCUCGCCCCGGCCGCCCGCGCCGUUGCAGAGGGCGUGCACAUGGCGACCCAGGCGCACUCCCUCAGCUACGCGGGCUGCAACUUCUUGCGCCAGCGUCUGGUCCUGUCUACUCUGAGCGGGCGCCCUGUCAAAAUCCGAAAGAUUCGGGCCAGAGACGACAACCCCGGCCUCCGAGAUUUUGAAGCCAGCUUCAUAAGGCUGUUGGACAAAAUAACUAAUGGUUCUCGAAUUGAAAUAAACCAAACAGGAACCACCUUAUAUUAUCAGCCUGGCCUCUUGUAUGGUGGGUCUGUGGAACAUGACUGCAGCAUCCUUCGCAGCAUUGGGUAUUAUCUGGAAAGUCUUCUCUGCCUGGCUCCAUUUAUGAAGCACCCGCUGAGAAUAGUUCUGCGAGGAGUGACCAAUGACCAGGUGGACCCUUCGGUUGAUGUUCUUAAGGCAACAGCGCUCCCUCUAUUGAAACAGUUUGGGAUUGAUGGUGAAUCGUUUGAGUUAAAGAUUGUGCGACGGGGAAUGCUCCCUGGAGGAGGAGGCGAAGUGUUUUUCUCAUGUCCUGUAAGGAAGGUCCUGAAGCCCAUUCAGCUCACAGAUCCAGGAAAGAUCAAACGUAUCAGAGGAAUGGCGUAUUCGGUACGCGUAUCACCUCAGAUGGCAAACAGGAUUGUGGAUUCUGCAAGGAGCAUCCUCAACAAGUUUAUACCCGAUAUCUAUAUUUACACAGACCACAUGAAAGGAGUCAACUCUGGGAGGUCUCCGGGCUUUGGACUGUGGCUGGUCGCUGAGACCACCAAUGGCACCUUCCUCAGCGCUGAACUUGUCUCCAACCACCAGGGCCAGGGGGCAGCGGUGCUUCCCGAGGACCUCGGCAGGAACUGUGCCAAGCUGCUCCUCGAAGAAAUCCAUAGGGGUGGAUGUGUGGACUCGACCAACCAAAGCCUGGCUCUGUUACUCAUGACCCUUGGACAGCAGGAUGUUUCCAAAGUCCUUCUCGGACCACUCUCUCCCUACACGAUAGAAUUUUUGCGGCAUUUGAAGAGCUUUUUCCAGAUUAUGUUUAAAAUUGAAACCAAGCCAUGUGGUGAAGAACUCAAGGGAGGGGAUAAAGUGCUGAUGACUUGUGUUGGCAUUGGCUUCUCCAACCUCAGCAAGACCCUCAAGUGACACUGUCACAAGAUGAAAGGCCCCAAGGCCUCUGGACACAGCAGAAGCUGCCAAGGAACCAAAGGGACCAAGUUCAUCCAGGACAGGAUGGCCUCUUAUAUUAAGGACUUAAAAAAUUUUCCAUUUGAAAACCAUCAGCAUAUCCGAAUAAAGAUGUUUCUCUA
Molecule: messenger RNA, 1451 nt
Organism: Aethalodelphis obliquidens (Pacific white-sided dolphin)
Lineage: Eukaryota; Metazoa; Chordata; Mammalia; Artiodactyla; Delphinidae
Gene: RCL1
Product: RNA terminal phosphate cyclase like 1
Exons: 9
Coding region: 166-1287 (373 amino acids)
Biological process (GO): ribosome biogenesis; endonucleolytic cleavage of tricistronic rRNA transcript (SSU-rRNA, 5.8S rRNA, LSU-rRNA)
Cellular component (GO): nucleolus
Molecular function (GO): RNA endonuclease activity
Source: RefSeq, a predicted model, not a curated record